UUCUGUCUGUCCGGAGAGAUAAGUACACAGAUAUAUAUAUAUAUAUUUUAACAUGUACAUAUCUUUCCUAUACUACUGCUGUUUGUAGAAGUGGUUUUUAUGUUUUCGUUCAAUAUUUUUUUGAUUUUUGUUUUUUUUUCUUUAAAUUUAGUGUUUUGAAGGUUCACUGGUAGCCGAGAAAGUUUGAACUGUAAAGAAGAAAGGUUUUUUUUUUUUUUUUUUAAGGGAACAUCAACUACUUAGAUCUGUGAAUAUUAAAAUUAUCUUAGUUUUCUGUUAUUGAAGCAGUUUUUGUAGACAGUCUAAUUUAUACAAAAAUAAGCAAAACUUAGAUAGACAGGCGGUGUCACACAGAACCACAGCCUCAGACAGACAGGUUCUCAUACACACACACAGCCUCAGACAGACACUCGGACAGUCUCACAGACAGACAGACAGAUUCUCACACACACACACACAGCCUCAGACAGACACUCGGACAGUCUCACAGACAGACAGAUUCUCAUACACACACACACACACACACACACACACACACACACACAGCCCCAGACAGACACUCGGACAGUCUCACAGACAGACAGACAGAUUCUCACACACACACACACAGCCUCAGACAGACACUCGGACAGUCUCACAGACAGACAGAUUCUCAUACACACACACACACACACACACACACACACACACACACAGCCUCAGACAGACACUCGGACAGUCUCACAGACAGACAGAUUCUCAUACACACACACACACACACACACACACACAGCCUCAGACAGACACUCGGACAGUCACAGACAGACAGACAGAUUCUCACAGACACACACAGCCUCAGACAGACACUCGGACAGUCUCACAGACAGACAGAUUCCCAUACACACACACACACACACACACACAGCCACAGACAGACACUCGGACAGUCUUAUAGACAGACAGAUUCUCAUACACACACACACACACAGCCUCAGACAGACAUUUAGACAGUCUCACAGACAGACAGUGUCGCACAGACUCACAUUCACAGACAGACAGUUACAGACAGACAGACUCAUUUAUACACACAGACAGACGCAGUCUCACAGACAGACACACAUACAGGCUUGCAGAGACAGACGGAGGGAGGGAUGCGCUGGCUCCUCUCCUCCUCUCUCAGGAGAGCCUCGCCUCUCUCCUCCUCGCCCGGAUUUGUCAGAAUGCUGUGCGCUGACCCCGCGACGACCCCAAGCUUUGACGAUGGCCGCGCGUUUCGUCUGAAGCGGACGAGUGAGAUCGUGAGAGCGCUGACUGUCUUCAGACUGUGCUCCGUCCCUGUGCUCGUCACACACUGCGACAAGCUCCUCUCGUUCUCUCGUUCGCUCCUCGGGCCCCGUCUCUUCUCCCUCCUCAUGAGGGCGACAGCGUAUGGACAGUUCGUUGCCGGGGAGACGGUCCUAGAGAUCCGCGUUGCCAUGGACAAGCUGAGCAUGAUGGGAAUGAGGCCCAUGCUGGCCGUGCCGAUCGAGGAGGACCUUGGAGAGAACAGGGAGGGGGAGCAGCAGUACGAUGAGAAUCUGGCAGCCAUGUUGGAUUGUGUGCGGAUCUCCAAGAGCGGUGCAAAGACUACAUCUCCCAUGAUGCAACUCAAAGUGACAGCCCUGCUGAGCGCUGAGCUGUGUAAGCGAAUCGCAGUCCUGCUCUCGCACCCGGGUCUCUCGGAGCAGUUCUCUCUGACGCGUCUGCUGCACUCCAUGGAGGGACAGGAAGUGAGGUUCUCAGGGCUGAGUGACGGCGAGGCGGGUCACUUUUUGUGUGGGCUGAGGAGGCUUCACCGUGUAGGAGAGUACGCUAAGUGUCAAGAGGUUCGAGUUCUGGUCGAUGCCGAAUACACCUACAUAAACCCCGCCCUCACACUCGUAACCAUGGCGAUGAUGAAGAAGUUUAACCAAUCAGAGCCCUGGAUUUGGAACACUUAUCAGUGCUAUUUAAAGGACUCGUUCUCGCUCCUCUCUGCUGAUCUCUCUGUCGCGGUUCGAGAGCGGUUCUGUUUCGGGGUGAAGCUGGUUCGGGGCGCAUACAUGGACAAGGAGAGGAAGCUGGCCAAUGAGCAGAGCUACCCCGACCCCAUCCACCAAUCAUGGGAGAGCACCAAUCACAGCUAUCACCAGUCCCUGGAUAUGAUGCUGGAUUUGAUAGCGAAGGACAGUAAGCAAUACAGCAUCAUCAUCGCGAGCCACAACGAGGACUCCGUCAAACACGCCAUGAAAAGGAUGCAGGAGUUGGGAAUCCCCAAGGACGGUGCGUGUGUUUGUUUCGGACAGCUCCUGGGAAUGUGUGACCACGUCUCGUUAACCCUCGGUCAGGAGGGCUACGCUAUCUACAAGUCCAUCCCGUAUGGCUCCAUCGACUCCGUGCUCCCCUACCUCGUUCGGAGGGCACAGGAGAACCGCACGGUGUUGCUGGGGAUCAGGAAAGAGAGGGAGCUGCUCCGGAGAGAGCUCUGGAGAAGAGUGCUGAGACGCAGCUCGGGGCCCGCUGGAGGAACACUAUAGACUCGUCUGGAGAGAGACAUGCCGAUACUAUCCCAGCACCGACCACGCAGAUAACGCUCUGAGCAUCGCCCCUCUGCCGCGACAGUCCCGCAUCACCAAUCUGUGUAUUAGAAUGUAACCGUGACUGUGUCUUAUGAAUUGGGCAAUAAAAAAUAAAGCAUUGAAAAUGACAGAAAAA
Molecule: messenger RNA, 2712 nt
Organism: Acipenser ruthenus (sterlet)
Lineage: Eukaryota; Metazoa; Chordata; Actinopteri; Acipenseriformes; Acipenseridae
Gene: prodh2
Product: proline dehydrogenase 2
Exons: 9
Coding region: 1131-2534 (467 amino acids)
Cellular component (GO): mitochondrion
Molecular function (GO): proline dehydrogenase activity; FAD binding
Source: RefSeq, a predicted model, not a curated record